AUGCCUGCUGCAAAAAGUAAGUGCAGUAUAAUGUUAGAUGAAACUACGGCCAAAGAAAUAAGUUUGAUUAUGAAAUCAAACGACACAGUUAAGAGAAGGGUUGACGAUAUAUCUGAAAAUGUGCACUCCCAAUUAAUUUCACGUUUAAAAUCUACGGAAAUGCUCGCAUUACAACUAGAUGAGAGUACAGAUUUUACUGAUAAAUCUCACUUGCUAGCUUUUGUCCGUUACGAACCCGAAAAAUAUGUCAUUGAAGAUCUGUUAUUUUGGAAAGAAGUAAUACAUAACAAUGCAAAUGAUGUAUUUGAAGUUCUUAAUAAUUGUAUUUUAAAAAAUGAACUAGAUUGGAAUAAAUGUGUAGGGUUAACUACUGAUGGAGCUGGAGCGAUGGCGGGUCAUAAAACUGGAUUGAUGGCUCGGGUGAUGCAAGUAGCGCGGAACGUCAGGUGGACACACUGUUCAAUACAUAGAGAGGCUCUGGCAGUGAAGAAAAUGUCAACUGAGCUUAAAACUGUAUUUGACGAACUCGUCAAAAUUGUCAACUACAUUAAGUCUCGACCCUUGAACUCUCGCAUUUUUACCAAGCUAUGUCAAGAAAUGGGAAGUGAACACGAACAGCUAUUUUUACACACAGAGAUUCGCUGGCUUUCUCGAGGAAACGUUCUUACACGUUUUUUCGAACUAGCUGAUGAAGUAAGAAUAUUGCUUUGUGAUGGUACACACAAAAAGUUCAUCUUAAGAGAAAAACUUAAUGACUUUUCGUGGCUCUGCAAAAUUGUGUACUUGGUAGAUUUUUUUACACAUUUGAAUGUUUUGAACUUAAAGCUGCAAGGACCUGAUACUAAUAUAUUCGUAGUAGAAGACAAAAUCGGAGCAAUGAUUGAAAAACUAAAGCUGUGGUUAAAUCGAGUUGAAAGAAAGUCUUACACAUCAUUGCCUGUGUUACAACAAUUUCUAACCAAAUCAGAAGACAGUCUACCUGUUGAGAUUCAAGACAUGAUUGUCGAACAUAUGACAGACUUAGCGAGUGCUGUGAGAAAGUAUUUUCCUGCACCAGAUAAAAACAGUGACUGUAUGAGCCACCCUUUCAAACAACAAGAUAUUGCCAGCCUUACUAUCCUCUCUGAAAAUGAACAAGAUCAACUGGUAGAUUUGUCUUGCAGUAGAGCUUGGGAAAUAAUCUUCAAAGAAGAAAAUGAUUAA
Daktulosphaira vitifoliae (grape phylloxera) is the source of this 1203-nucleotide messenger RNA. Its product is annotated as zinc finger BED domain-containing protein 5-like. The record is from RefSeq and is a predicted model, not a curated record. Bases 1 to 1203 code for a protein of 400 amino acids. NCBI's taxonomy places the organism in Eukaryota, Metazoa, Arthropoda, Insecta, Hemiptera, Phylloxeridae. The transcript has a single exon.